Molecule: messenger RNA, 930 nt
Organism: Lentinula edodes (shiitake mushroom)
Lineage: Eukaryota; Fungi; Basidiomycota; Agaricomycetes; Agaricales; Omphalotaceae
Exons: 3
Coding region: 293-808 (171 amino acids)
Source: RefSeq, a predicted model, not a curated record
UUAAUAACCUCAUGUUCAUCAUUCGAAACGCGGGUAAGGAAUUGUAAGUAGUCCUUAAUUCUGUAGUUCCGAGCCUUCCCGCAGGUCCGAGUACUUUUACUUACACCAUAAAUAGAGAGUGUUUUUUCAGUUCUUGUAAUUCAUCCUACGCUGAUCUUUGCGGGCCAAAGAGAGCUUUGAUUUUGAUUCCAUUCACAUCUCAGUUGUGAUAAUAAAGACCUCUUGACGCCACUUGUCAAGACGACUCGCAACCUACUUCUAAAUUCUGUGUGGAUAUUCCUGUUCCAUCAAUAUGCGUUUCCAAAUCAGUUUCGCUUCCUACAUUGUGCUCGGGCUCAUCUCCACUACCUACGCAUUACCUUCAUCUGUCAUACGCAGUCCACACGCCCGUUCCGACUUACGUUCUGUGGAAAGACAAGGACAGCCCAGUGACAUGAGCGUAUCUGCAGAAGCUGGCACUCUUGAUACGCUGGUGGGUAUCAACUCCAGAGGCGACGAUCCCGUGCCCACCACUACAAUCUCAGUCACCUUCCCUGUGUCUGGUUCCAGAAAAUCUUUCAAGGUCCAAAGCGCAGCCAAGAAGGCUGUCCAGACACUCCUAAACAAAGCAAAAUCCAAAUUAGAUAUAACUGGAGAUAUCCAAGUAGUGUUCACUAAUCUGUUUACUUCUCCCAAGAUAAUACCAACGGAGAUACCAUUCACAUUCUCGGUAGAAGCUUGUGGAGGGAGAUGCAAAGGGCUUGUGAAGGGACCUGGAGAGGGCGUGAUCAAUGACGCGAAAGACAAAGUCAUUUUUCAGGCGGAUUAGCGUUACACAGUCCAAUGAUGAUAGUAGAAGUGUGUAGGAUCAUAAAUUCGUUGAGACCGACGCGGAAUGCACAUAUUCGCAUCCUUUGAAUCUUCUAUUUGGGCUUCGAUUGUGUCGAUUUC